This is a messenger RNA of Vicia villosa (hairy vetch), 1185 nucleotides long. Its product is annotated as lipid phosphate phosphatase epsilon 1, chloroplastic-like. Gene Ontology annotation, cellular component: intracellular membrane-bounded organelle; endoplasmic reticulum membrane. Gene Ontology annotation, molecular function: dolichyldiphosphatase activity. The record is from RefSeq and is a predicted model, not a curated record. Gene Ontology annotation, biological process: protein N-linked glycosylation; lipid biosynthetic process. The transcript has 4 exons. NCBI's taxonomy places the organism in Eukaryota, Viridiplantae, Streptophyta, Magnoliopsida, Fabales, Fabaceae. The coding region runs from base 325 to 1185 and encodes 286 amino acids.
GCCAGUGUGUCAUCAUUUUAAUAUUAUUCAUUUGCCCUGAUAAAAAUCUCAAAGUAUCACCUUGUCUUUAUUAUGGUCAGCUACAAAAACCAGAACAAAAGACGUCAUGGCCUCCUACACAUCACAGUUUCUAUUUUUAACUAAAAAUUGGAAUCCAUCGCACAAAAAAUAUAUAAAUUGCAAGUUUAUAAAACGUGUGCUUUGCGAAUUUGAUAUAACAAAACCUGCAGGAUCAAUGAAAAUACUAAUCUUUUUAUUCUUUUCAGCCUCUCACUAACUUCUGUCUUUUUCCAUAUACAUUAGAUUCUUUCAAAUUCAAACAAUAUGCUGAAACUAUCCUUCCAGAUGACAACAGCAGCCACCCUUUGUUGCAACCCAUCAAACAAAUUUUUGAGGACAAAUCAACCUAAACUAAGAUACUCUAAAAAUACUCCUUUUUCCUCUAGUUUAUCUGCUUCAAGAUCAUUCAGUUGUAGGUUUGUUCCUUUCAAAGUUUGGGUGGCAAGUGCAAUGGAUGGAUUCAUAAAAACUCCUUACAGAAAUGGAAAGAGUGAUGAACAAGUUAAAGUGUUUGAACAAGAAGCUUUUGUUGAUAGAUCAUCUGAGUUUCAGCCAAAGUUUUUGUUCCAUGAAAUGGAAUCAACUCUUAAUCAAUUGAGCAAGUGGAUAGUAACUUUCUUCUUUGGUGUUUUCAUUAUUUGGAGGCAUGAUGAAGAAUCCUUAUGGUUUGCAGCAGGGUCCAUUUUAAAUACAAUGUUUUCUAUUUUACUGAAACAAAUAUUGAAUCAGAAAAGACCUUCAACCCUGAAAUCUGACCCUGGAAUGCCAUCUUCACAUGCUCAAUCCAUCUUCUUUACUGUCAUGUUUAUUAUCUUGUCAAGUGUUAAAAUGUCAAGAAUAGAUGAACUCACCAUUAUCAGCUGUGGCUUGGCUUUCGCAUUAAGUUCUUAUUUUUCAUACCUGCGGGUGUCACAAAAACUUCAUACGGCGAGCCAAGUGGUCGUUGGAGCUGUUAUAGGAUCCAUUUGCUCUGUAUUAUGGUAUUGGCUAUGGAAUGCUUUUAUGCUAGAUGCUUUUGUAUCCUCCUUGGGGGUCAGAGUCAUUGUUGUUUUGGGGUCUGCAGGAAUGUUCUUAUGUUUUCUUUUACAUAUGAUUCUCCUGUGGCUUAAAGACAAAAUUAAAUGA